Messenger RNA from Salvia splendens (bonfire salvia), 1367 nucleotides. RefSeq names its product biosynthetic peptidoglycan transglycosylase. The transcript is spliced from 5 exons. The record is from RefSeq and is a predicted model, not a curated record. Lineage: Eukaryota; Viridiplantae; Streptophyta; Magnoliopsida; Lamiales; Lamiaceae. Bases 67 to 1077 code for a protein of 336 amino acids. Gene Ontology annotation, molecular function: peptidoglycan glycosyltransferase activity.
AUUAUCAUAAAUAUUAUUAUUAUGGUGUGAUAAUUUCUACUCGCAUCAGAGUUUGUGGAAGCAUCCAUGAUCCAUGUCCGACCAAACCACUUUUCCGAUCCUACAUUCUUCUCCACCGCCGCAGCGCCGCCAUUUCCAACAAUCUCCGGCAAAGGCACUCGGUCGCUAUCGUUUACAUCAACAUUAAACCAUAAAUUACCCCUAAACACCAACUACCAAUUGAGCUCCUCCUUACAACGCCAUUAUUCCCUCAAUCGCAGCUCAACCUUUUCCCAGUAUUUGUUCCUCUCCGCAUUCUCCGUCGCUCUCUUGAUUCUCCGCCUUACUUCCUCCGUAAUCCUUCCAGAUUUCUCUCACCGUUGGCGCCAGCUGAUUGCCUUUUCUUCCCACGCCGAGGCCGAGCUCAUCGACGCCCCCGAUUACCUCUUCGAUGCCGCCGUCGCCUAUGAAGACCGCCGCUUCUUUAGCCACUUCGGCGUCGACGCGAUUGGCGUGGCACGCGCCGUUGUCUCGCUGUCUGCGCGUGGCGGCGGCAGCACUAUUACGCAGCAGCUUGUCAAAAACACUCUUUUGAAGAACGAGCGCACAUUUUUGAGGAAAUUUGUGGAAAUGGUGCUGGCAGUAGCACUCGAGAGGAGAAUUUCAAAAUUGAGAAUCUUGAGUGCUUACUUGUGUAAGAUAUACUGGGGACAUGGCAUUUACGGAAUAAAUUCUGCAUCGAAGUUUUAUUUUGGAAAACAUCCGUCUCUUCUUACUUUGGGUGAAUGCGCCCUGCUCGUGGGGAUGAUCCCCGCCCCAGAGGUCCGAUCACCAUUCCGAGAUUACCAUAGAGGAAAGACCUUCCAAGCUAGAGUCUUGAAGAGGAUGGUUGGUGGCCGUUUCCUCAAUCUUGAGGCUGCACUUUCUGCCAUGAGAAAAUCCGAUCCAUUGAAAUUUGUGAAGGCGCCAGAAACUCCGAUAAAGUUGGGUUUGGAGGACUCGUGGGAGUGGGAAACAGAGAGCUCUGUAUGGGAAGUGAGGGAAGAGAUGGAGAAAUGGGCAAGGAGUUUCACAGCUAAAGAAUUUGAGAGAACUUAAGACCCAACGACGAAGCAAAUUCCUUCCAAAAAAGAUGGCUCACGGCUUCUUCUCUCGGUUUUACAUCAUCCUGUAUCGCUGCUGAAGCUAUGCUUCUCGAGAUAUUGAUAUUCGUUCGUGGUUUCCAUUGGCUGCACGAGUGACUGCUGCGUGCAUUGUGUGUAGAAAGAUAUGAAUGAUGAUUUCUCUCAACUUGGGUAAGUUUUGGGGUUCUUACACUGUUGCCAACUGAUGAUGAUACUCUGUAUUUAUGGCUAGAAAUCUAAGAUAACCAUUUUUGUUUCUCUCUA